AUGCCGGUAAACCGCUACGAGUCUGUUCCCUCUCCUAUCUCACUCCUUGGUCAACCUCUCAAGUUCGAGUUCUCGGGAAGAGUAGCGAAAAAUCGGUUUUACAAGGCGUCUAUGAUCGAGUGCCUAGCCACCUGGAGUCCGACGAAUCUUGAGGAACGCGGCAUCCCGACCAAAGAGCUCAUUGAGCUAUAUCGAAGAUGGGGAGAGAACGAAUGGGGUAUCAUUGGCACUGGUAGCAUUGAUAUCGAGUUCGAUAUGGUAGGCUAUGUCGGUGAUGGUAUCAUCACCCCUGAAUGUCCCCUUUCAGGUCCGCGUUUUGAGGCCUUUAAGGAAGUGGCAGCCGCGGCUAAGGCAAACGGCAGCUUGAUCCUCGGGCAGAUUAACCAUCCUGGGCGCCAGCUGUUUGCUAAGAUGAGAAAAGAUACGAUUUCGGCGUCGGCAAUACAGAUGCCACCAAAGACGGGCGCAUACGCUGUUCCCCGCGAGGCUACGAAAGAUGAUAUCGCGCGCAUCAUUGAUGGGUUCUCCUACGCUGCCGAAUAUCUCCAGAAAGCAGGGUUUGACGGCAUCGAAAUUCAUGGAGCACACGGGUAUCUGGUUGCCCAAUUCCUCUCGGAACUAUCGAAUCAGCGUACCGACAAGUACGGUGGUAGUCUCGAAAACCGUAUGCGCCUCGUGGUUGAGAUCGCCGAGGAAAUCAGAAGGAGAACAGAGCCAGGUUUCAUCCUCGGAAUCAAGCUAAAUUCUGUCGAAUUUCAAGAAAAGGGAAUCAAACCGGCAGAAGCCAAGGUCAUGUGCGAGAAAUUGCAAGAGCUGGGUUUCGAUUUCGUCGAGCUCUCGGGCGGCAACCACGAGGAAAUCGGCUACGGGAGCACGAAAGAGUCGACGCUGAAGCGAGAGGCUUACUUUCUCGAGUUUGUCCGCGACAUUGUGCCGCACCUAUCUAAGACGAAGAAAUACCUCACCGGAGGGUUUCGUACCGUCGGCGCGAUGGUGAAAGCCCUCGAAAUCCUGGACGGUGUCGGCCUUGGCCGCCCCGCUACACAGGAGCCGCGUCUACCGAACGAUAUCCUCGCGGGUAAGGUCACCGGCGCUAUUAGGCCGAGAGAUGAGAUCUUGGACGACCUCCCGAAUUACUUAGCAGCGGCCGGAGCUCAGAUAAAGCAGAUUGCCGAUGGUCGAGAGCCUGUUAACCUUAGCAACCCUACUGCGGUCGAGAGCCUCCUCAAGGAGCUAGUUAAUCAUUUUGCAAAAGUCGCGGCCGAUGGCGACAAGAUGGAAUAUAGGGGCUUCCCCGACCUGAAGAGUCCGGAGACGAACGCGCGCCCGUACGGUGAGGCUUACUAG
Messenger RNA from Annulohypoxylon truncatum, 1347 nucleotides. Its product is annotated as NADH:flavin oxidoreductase/NADH oxidase-like protein. Bases 1 to 1347 code for a protein of 448 amino acids. Gene Ontology annotation, molecular function: FMN binding; oxidoreductase activity. NCBI's taxonomy places the organism in Eukaryota, Fungi, Ascomycota, Sordariomycetes, Xylariales, Hypoxylaceae. The transcript has 3 exons. The record is from RefSeq and is a predicted model, not a curated record.